GGUUAUAGACCAGUAAUACGAUAGUACAUUGGUCAAAGAAGUACAUGAUAGAACAUAUAUGUGAGACUAGAAUGGGUCAAAGUUUAGAGAACAUAAAGUAGGAGUUUAGGGAAUACGUGUUGACGACAUUUUUACACAUGGUUAUUUACGUUAAGAACAGGUGUUGCUUUUUUCCCUUUAUAGAAAUUAAUAUUUAUUAGAGGUACAUUUUUGUAUCCGAACUCGAGUCUUUUUUUUUUUUUUUUUAACGUAGAGUAGAUUUAUGUCGCCUAAAUAUGGUUUCUGAAUCGCGAUUUGGUUAAUGUUUCCGAGGGCGACGCACAGAGACAGCGUUAAAAAAUAGAGUAAUAAGCAACACAGGUACAGCUGCAGCAGCCUCAUAUCUACAAUGAUAUUAUAAGAAAUAUCCGCUGCAUAUCAACGCUCAGAGACCAAGUCCACAACACCCUCACAGCCAGAGUUCUUAAUGUCAUGUUUUCAUUAAAUACGAACUCAGGGAAGAUUUAAAUUUAACUUUCCAACAAUGUCUCGGCCUCAAGAGACAGGAUCAGAGCAGAAGGAACAGAUUGUCAAGCAUCUGGCAGAAGACUAUGCCAAGUAUUUCAUUGUUGAUACAACACAAGAGAGAGGUGCCCUUGACCACGAGUUAGAAUCUAUGCUGACCAGACUUGAGGAAUAUGGAAGUCUCCUGGAUCGGGUAAGUUCUGGUCAUGAACUAGAGGGAGGGAAGGGAAUGAAGGUAGGAAGGGAAGGAGAGAGGAGGAAAAAGAGUAACAGAGAAUCACAGAAUCAGAGAAAUAUAGGAAAAAAGGAGAGAACGAUAUAG
Penaeus chinensis is the source of this 826-nucleotide messenger RNA. RefSeq lists its product as uncharacterized. The transcript is spliced from 3 exons. Bases 524 to 826 code for a protein of 100 amino acids. The record is from RefSeq and is a predicted model, not a curated record. NCBI's taxonomy places the organism in Eukaryota, Metazoa, Arthropoda, Malacostraca, Decapoda, Penaeidae.